Messenger RNA from Ziziphus jujuba (common jujube), 1255 nucleotides. Its product is annotated as probable glutathione S-transferase. The transcript has 2 exons. The record is from RefSeq and is a predicted model, not a curated record. Gene Ontology annotation, cellular component: cytoplasm. NCBI's taxonomy places the organism in Eukaryota, Viridiplantae, Streptophyta, Magnoliopsida, Rosales, Rhamnaceae. Bases 284 to 979 code for a protein of 231 amino acids. Gene Ontology annotation, molecular function: glutathione transferase activity. Gene Ontology annotation, biological process: glutathione metabolic process.
AAUUCAAAUAAAUUAAUGGAGAAUUAAAUCCUUCAUUGUUUGAUUCAUUAAUUAGUUCAUUGAAGUAGUACGAAAGUAAAAUGUUAUACAUAAUCAAUCGUUAUAAAAUGGUUUUGUGAGUCAAAAACAAAAACUAAUAAUUGUUGAAUUUUCAAACCCUUAUAUAUUUGUUUAAUUAAUUCAAAUAGUACCAAAGCUUGCUUUCCAAGCAAAAUGUUAGAAUCUGUCACUACAAAAAGACUAAGUUUUGCACCAUUUUCUUAUCAUACCUUUUCUCUCAAAAAUGGCAGAUGUAAAGUUACAUGGAGCUUGGGCUAGUCCUUUUAGUUGCAGAGUGGUUUGGGCUCUGAAACUAAAAGGCGUACCAUAUGAAAACAUAGAAGAAGACCUUCCCAAUAACAAGAGCAAGUUGCUAUUACAAUACAAUCCGGUUCAUAAGAAGAUCCCAGUUCUCGUUCAUGGCAGCAAACCCAUUUGUGAGUCCAUGAUCAUCAUUGAAUACAUCGAUGAAACAUGGCUUCAAAACCCUUUGCUUCCUUCUGAUCCCUACCAGAGAGCCCUUGCUCGGUUUUGGGUUAAAUUCGCCGAAGAUAAGAGUUCCGUAGUUUGGACCUUGUUGAGAAGUUCAGGAGAAGAACGAGAAAAAGCAAAGAAUGAGAGCUUGGAAGUUCUGAAAACAAUAGAAGAACAUGGUCUGGGAGACAAAAAGUUUUUUGGAGGAGAAGAAAUUGGAAUAGUGGAUAUCGCUUUUGGUUGGAUGUCUCUGUGGCUUGGCGUUAUUGAAGAAAUAGUAGGUGCGAAAUUGCUUGAAGCUCAUUUAUUUCCUCGUUUAUAUGCAUGGACCAAAAGCUUCAAAGAAGUCCCUGUGAUCAAACAGAACCUUCCUGAUGGCCAUGAAUUGUUGUUGCUUUGCAAGGGUGUGAGGGAAAAAGUCAUUAGGAUCUUCUUCUUCAUCAUGAAUAGAUUAAUAGCUUUUUAAUUUUCUGUGUGGUUUUCCUAAGGUUUUUCUUUUUUUCUUUUUUUUUUGAUGGAUUGUCUAUGUUUAAUAUAUUAUUCGUAUUUGGAUUAUUAUGUCAUGAAAUUUUCUAUCUCAUAUCACGUGGAAUAAAAUAUAAAGAAUAAGAAAAAAAAUCCUUAAACAUUUAAACAAGUGGUUUAGUGUCUAAAUUUGUAUCCAAACAUUCUAAACAUUUCGAAAUCAAUCCCAUCACCCUGUUCCGAGCAUCAGCAACAGCAGCAAUUAGUGGCUAAAACU